Messenger RNA from Bicyclus anynana (squinting bush brown), 817 nucleotides. It is a transcript of the gene mRpS6, whose product is annotated as probable 28S ribosomal protein S6, mitochondrial. Gene Ontology annotation, biological process: translation. Lineage: Eukaryota; Metazoa; Arthropoda; Insecta; Lepidoptera; Nymphalidae. The record is from RefSeq and is a predicted model, not a curated record. The transcript has a single exon. Gene Ontology annotation, molecular function: small ribosomal subunit rRNA binding; structural constituent of ribosome. The coding region runs from base 167 to 619 and encodes 150 amino acids. Gene Ontology annotation, cellular component: mitochondrial small ribosomal subunit; ribosome.
CUGUGGCUGUGGAUUUGUCUAAAAAAAACAGAAAAUAACCUCAAAACUUCAAUUCAAAAGUGUUUUUAUUUCAAAAAUCAAAAUAUUAUUCAUCUUUCUAAUCCAAGGUUUCCAAGCAAGAAAAUAAUAUUGCAGAAAAGACUUAUACAGUAAAAAUAUAUUUAAAAUGCCUACCUAUGAAUUGGCUCUGAUGUUGAGAACUAUGCCAAAACCAGAAUUGAAAACAACUCUAACACGAAUAUCCCAUGCUAUAUUCAACAGUGGUGGUAUCAUACGAAAUAUUGAAAAUUUGGGCUUCAGAGCGAUGCCAUACAAGACAAGUUCCCAUAGUGUAGUCCACCGGGAAGCAAAUUACUUUGUUUUUAAAAUAGAUACAGCAACACAAGCAGUCGCAGAUUUAAAAGAAGAAUACAGUAGAGAUGUGGAUAUAAUUAGACAGAGAGUUUAUAAAGUACAAGAAAAAGCAGAUCAUAAGUGCACAUUGGAAGAGGAACUAUUGCCUGCUGCUUACCGGGAAGAUGUUCAGAAGAUGAUUGAGUUAGGUAAAACACAAGUAAACCGAUUCACUUAUAAAUUUAAAUACAAUUCAGGACUGGAUUAUUAUCCCUUCCAAAAAUAAUUAAAUCAAUGUAUAAUCAUAGAUAUUUUAGUUUAGCUGUAUCAACUGAUUGACCUCUACCAGUGGAUCUAGCGUUGGAGGCAGUUCACUAUAACCUAUUUGUCAAUAAUACUGCUCUAAUAUGUACCACCACCCAUAGUGCUUAGUUGAGUGUAAAUAUUUUAACAAUAAAUAGUUUAAUUAGUAAUAGCAAACAAA